Aspergillus terreus NIH2624 is the source of this 1317-nucleotide messenger RNA. RefSeq names its product ATP-dependent RNA helicase SUB2. The coding region runs from base 1 to 1317 and encodes 438 amino acids. Gene Ontology annotation, molecular function: RNA helicase activity; RNA binding; ATP binding. Gene Ontology annotation, biological process: mRNA export from nucleus; mRNA splicing, via spliceosome. The transcript has 5 exons. The record is from RefSeq and is a predicted model, not a curated record. NCBI's taxonomy places the organism in Eukaryota, Fungi, Ascomycota, Eurotiomycetes, Eurotiales, Aspergillaceae.
AUGUCUCACGAAGAAGAUCUGAUCGACUACUCCGACGAGGAGCUUCAGACCACUGACGCUGCCGCGACCACCGCUGCUCCCGCCGCAAAUGGCGCCCCCGCCAAAACUGGCGAUCUGACUGUGACCGGUGGCCGCUCCGACAAGAAGGGAAGUUAUGUCGGUAUUCACUCGACCGGUUUCCGCGACUUCCUCCUCAAGGGAGAACUCCUACGUGCGAUCACCGACUGCGGUUUCGAACAUCCAUCGGAGGUUUGCAUUCCGACCGCCAUCCUCAACGUGGAUGUUCUCUGCCAGGCCAAAUCCGGUCUGGGAAAGACUGCAGUCUUCGUCUUGACAACCCUUCACCAACUGGAGCCCGUCCCUGGAGAGUGCUCUGUUUUGGUCAUGUGCCACACCCGUGAGUUGGCGUACCAGAUUAAAAACGAAUACGCCCGGUUCAGCAAGUACCUUCCCGAUGUGAAGACCGCCGUCUUCUACGGUGGUACCCCUAUCCAGAAAGACAUCGAAGUGUUGUCCAACAAGGAGUCGUACCCCAACAUUGUGGUCGGUACUCCGGGUCGUUUGAACGCUCUGGUUCGUGAGAAGAAACUCUCUCUGCGCAACGUCAAGGCCUUCGUUCUCGACGAAUGCGACAAGAUGCUGGACCAGAUUGACAUGCGCCGUGACGUGCAGGAGAUUUUCCGCGCUACUCCCGCCGACAAGCAGGUCAUGAUGUUCAGUGCUACCCUGUCUCAGGAAAUCCGCCCCAUCUGCAAGAAGUUCAUGAGAAACCCUCUCGAGGUGUACGUUGACGAUGACACCAAGCUCACGCUGCACGGUCUGCAGCAGUACUACAUCAAGCUUAGCGAAUCUGAGAAGAACCGCAAGCUGAACGACCUCCUGGAUAACCUGGAGUUCAACCAGGUCAUUAUCUUCGUGAAGAGCACACAGCGCGCGAAUGAGUUGGACAAGCUGCUUCGUGAAUGCAACUUCCCUAGUAUUGCCGUCCACUCCGGUGUAAGCCAGGAAGAGCGUAUCAAACGCUACAAGGAGUUCAAGGAGUUUAACAAGCGUAUCUGUGUCGCUACUGAUGUCUUCGGACGUGGUAUCGAUAUUGAGCGUAUCAACCUUGCUAUCAACUAUGACCUGCCUGCCGACGCCGAUUCGUACCUGCACCGUGUCGGACGUGCUGGCCGUUUCGGUACCAAGGGUCUGUCAAUCUCUUUCGUCAGCAGCGAGGAUGACGAGAAGGUCCUUAAGGAUAUUGAGAAGCGCUUCGAGGUUGCUCUGCCUGAGUAUCCCGAGGGCGGUGUUGACUCCAGCACCUACAUGGCAUAA